CGUUCAAUUAUCCAAAGCGAGGCGACCAAAGUGCAAAAUUUUUGGCCGUAGAUCAAUUCGGCAGCCGUAAGCAGUAUUCAAUUAUAAAACCCAAUGGAAUCGGUGGAUUCGAUCAUCAGUUUGCAACACAGCGUCAGUGCAGUUACAUAGUAUUUCCAACGACUUCGGAAGGAAUCCAUCCAACUCAACCGGAACCAUGAACAAGCUCAUCAUCUUGGCUCUCUUCGCCGUGGCCGCCGCCAGCGCCAUGCCAAACUACCCACCCCCACCACCGAAGCCAUACCACGCUCCACCCCCACCACCACACCACGCUCACCCACCACCACCACCACCACCAGCCCACUACGGACACCACGCUCAUCCCGCUCCAGUGGUUCACACCUAUCCAGUGCACGCCCCACACGCCAAGUGCGGUGCCAACCUGCUGGUCGGAUGCGCUCCCAGCGUGGCUCACGUCCCAUGCCUUCCAGUGCACGGACAUGGACACGGAUACGCACCAGCCCCACACUACCGGGCACCGGAAUCCGGCUCGUUCGAUCAGUUCGAGGAAUAGGAUGGACGAUAAGUGAUUAGUUCAACUGAUGCAUUUUUAGUUUAUAAGUUCAACCAAUGAAUAAAUUUUAUUUAUU
Aedes aegypti (yellow fever mosquito) is the source of this 629-nucleotide messenger RNA. RefSeq names its product vitelline membrane protein 15a-3-like. Lineage: Eukaryota; Metazoa; Arthropoda; Insecta; Diptera; Culicidae. The transcript has a single exon. The coding region runs from base 197 to 553 and encodes 118 amino acids. The record is from RefSeq and is a predicted model, not a curated record.